AUGAAGGCGGCACGCAUCAAAGUAAAGCCCGUGGCCAUGGUGCUUGGCCUCUUCGCGGGAGCCAUCCUCUUUCUCGUCUGGAGUUCACACCCGUCGCAUUCAGUACCUGCGGAUACUCAGGUCUCGGGUGUUGCUCCACAUGCGCCGCCGGCCCCCGCAGCCCCCAGUGGCUACGACUUUAUCAACAAUCUUUUUGAAAAAGAUCCGGAGCUACGGCAGCGCGCGCACGAGCUUGAAAAGGCCAACACUGAAUUAGCAGAAGCCCUGGAGACGCUUGAGGGCCAUCGGCGCGAGAUGGCUGGUCUCAACGCAGAAAUCGAAACCAUGAACCGGCGUCGAGACCAAGCCCGAAAGCAGCUAUUUGAGCUGCAAGACCAUGAUAAGCAUCCAAAACUGCCUGGCGUGGUACCCCCAGCGCAGCACCAUGAACUUCACGCCAAAGCCGACAUUUAUGCAGACUUGCGCCGAGAAGCUCUCGCUCAAGCCCAAGGCUUGUCCAAGGACGAAGUUAAGCGCCGAGAGCAGGAGUCCUACCAAAACCACUUUUUCAAUGAAUAUAAGAGCUCUUUACUGCCGCUGGAUCGCCCAGUGCCCGACGUGCGACCGCCCGCCUGCAAGGCCAAGCAGUGGCCAACGGCCAAUUUACUCAAGGCCAGCAUCAUUAUUUGCUUUGUCAACGAGGCUUGGUCUACGCUCCUACGAACCGUUCACAGCGUGCUCAAUCGCUCACCGGCCGAUUUGGUGCAUGAAAUUAUCCUGCUGGACGAUUCAAGCGAUGCUGCGUGGCUGGGUGACAAACUCACCAACUACAUUCGUGACAAUCUUCCCGACAAAGUGAAAUACGUGCGGACCCAACAUCGUUCGGGCCUGAUUCGGGCCCGCCUCGUGGGUGCUGAACAUGCUACCGGCGACGUUCUACUCUUUUUGGACAGCCACUGCGAAGCUAAUCUCAAUUGGCUCGAACCCAUCAUGGCCCUCAUCACUGAAGAUCGUCGGACGGUGGUGACGCCUGUGAUCGACUCGAUUGAUCACCACACGAUGGAAUACAGCAAAGCCACCCAAGACGUGCCGGCCGUGGGCACUUUUGAUUGGACCAUGGACUUCAACUGGAAGGCGGGCGUGCGUCGCGCUGGAGCGGAUGCAACUGACCCCGUCGACUCUCCAACUAUGGCUGGAGGCCUUUUUGCCAUGGAGAAAAACUACUUUUAUGAACUCGGUAGCUACGACGAGAAGAUGGACGGCUGGGGUGGAGAAAACUUGGAAAUGUCUUUCCGCAUCUGGCAAUGUGGUGGCCGCCUGGUCACGGCACCUUGUUCACAUGUUGGCCAUAUUUUUCGAGACAGCCAUCCCUACACGGUGCCUGGCGGUUCCAUCCACGAUACCUUCCUGCGCAAUUCGAUGCGCGUAGCCGAGGUGUGGAUGGAUCACUACAAACAGUACUUUCUGGACACGCGUCCGGGUCAAAAUAUCAUUGAUGCAGGCGAUGUCAGCGAACGCAAGGAGCUGCGGCAGCGUCUCCAGUGCCACGACUUCAAGUGGUAUCUGAAUACGGUGCUGCCAGACCUUUUCAUACCCGAUGCUAACCAUAUUCAGCAUCAGGGCACGCUGCACACGCCCGAUAACAUCUGCGUUGAUAAGAUGGGGCAGCGCAAUGGCGGUGUGGCUGGCGUCUAUCCUUGUCAUGGCCAGGGCACGAAUCAGGCGUGGAUGUACAGCAUUACCAACGAGAUUCGCACGCAUGAUUCGCUUUGUCUCGAUGCCUGGGGGUCGACAUUGCCCAGCCCCGUCCACUUGGGGCGUUGCCACGGCAUGCGAGGCAACCAAGAGUGGCGCUAUGAUCCCUUGCGGCAUACCAUGGUCCACGUGCCUCUCAAUGCAUGCCUCGAAGCCUCGAGCGUGGACUCGCAAAAAAAGCUGCAGAUCAACAAAUGCCUUUCGGGCAAUCAAGCCCAGGUGUGGUUUUGGGAUGAGAAGUAG
Messenger RNA from Monosiga brevicollis MX1, 1977 nucleotides. RefSeq lists its product as uncharacterized. Gene Ontology annotation, cellular component: Golgi apparatus. The coding region runs from base 1 to 1977 and encodes 658 amino acids. The transcript has 13 exons. The record is from RefSeq and is a predicted model, not a curated record. Lineage: Eukaryota; Choanoflagellata; Craspedida; Salpingoecidae.